GUGAGCAUGAGCAGCAGAGCGCAAGGAAGCUGUGCAGAGCUCACCUCUCCUCCCCGGAGCACCACUCUCUCCAGCCCAACUCCUGCCAGACUCAGCAUUAAAAUGCAGCAGUUGCAUCUUCUCUGCUUCAGUCUCCUGGUGAUCGGAUGUAUCCUGGAUGUGCACGGUGGGAACAAUGUCCUUGACUGCUGCCUGCGGACAAAAGAGACGCCCAUCCCGUGGCGGAUAGUGCAGGAUUAUCGGCUCCAGCUGGUGCAGGAUGGCUGCAACAUCCCAGCUACUGUGUUCAUCACCACAAAGGGCAAGCGUCUCUGUGCCCCCCUCCAAGCCCCAUGGGUGGUUCAGCUCCAAAAGAAGCUGGAUGCCAGCCCUGCCAGGAAGGCCAGACCCCAGGGUAAAUAGGCUCCAAAAAAGUUCAUGGCCGGCCCCAGUGCCUGGAGUGGGGCCGGCUCCCAGCUGUGAAUCCAAAGCUAAAGGAGCCGAUCUGCUUCCACCUCUGACCUUCCUUGGGACCCAUGACAGCACUUGGGGCUGGGCAGAGCCUUGCCUGCUCUUUCUUCUUCCCUCUGCCUUUGGUGUGACCCAGGACCUGUGUCAGGCUGAGCCUGGGGCUGAGGGACCAGAGCCUCUGCUGCCUUUGCAGCCUGGGAGCUGGCUGAUGGAUUGCUCUGUGAGAUGAGUUUGGGGGAUCUCAGCCUUCCCUUCAAUGCAGCAACUGUGACCUCCAGCACCAGUUUAAUCCCUUUGGUUUCCAUCAUCAGUUCCAAACGUCCUGAAGUCCUUCUGUACCCCUGGGAAGGACUGCCAGUGUGCAACAACGUGGGGAUCGAGGAGAUGGAUGGAGAUGUUCCUCACCAGCCAUACACUGUGCUGCUCCCUUGCUGAGCACAACCUCCAUGCCCUCAAGCAGAGCACGGCCGAUGCGGUUCCUCUGUCAUGCCCUGACUUCCCUGCAUUGUUUCCCCUCCUGCCCUUCCUUGCACAGGUAGAAACAGUCAGUAAUGUGAUGGUGACAGAGUGGGCAACAAUGUUGUCCUCGGCCCUUGCACUCCUCAGGGACAUCGCCCUCCUUCUUGGUCCCCAGCCUGCCAUCAUGUUCAAAGCCUGCUCUGCACCUGGGCAGGGAUGCAUGAACUGUGUUCACGCUGCUCUCAGGUAUUAUUUGCUGCUAGGUCUGUUUGAUGCAACAAUUACGGGUGUAAGCUUCUUCUUUUCUCUCUUUUUUUUUUUUUUUUUUUUAAUUGUGCUGUGAUUUUGUUGAAUAAAAAGAAAAGCCAGUGAGUGUUUG
Columba livia (rock pigeon) is the source of this 1288-nucleotide messenger RNA. It is a transcript of the gene CCL19, whose product is annotated as C-C motif chemokine ligand 19. Gene Ontology annotation, molecular function: chemokine activity. Lineage: Eukaryota; Metazoa; Chordata; Aves; Columbiformes; Columbidae. Gene Ontology annotation, biological process: immune response. Gene Ontology annotation, cellular component: extracellular region. The transcript is spliced from 4 exons. The coding region runs from base 7 to 402 and encodes 131 amino acids. The record is from RefSeq and is a predicted model, not a curated record.